GCAAUAAACGCUCCAAACUCGGGCCCACGAGAGACUGGAAGGUGUCAAUGGAGUGGCGAAUAAAAGACGCGGGUGGGGGUGGUGGAACAUAGGGCUAAGAGAUGCUGAAGAUUCUGUUUAUACACUGAAUGCUGCAGAAAUGAUUUGAUAUUGCAGUGGUGUCUUCAUUCCUCACUUGUUGACGUGAACCUGACUAGGUUGCAUACCAGACAUAGAAACACAAAUAGAAAGUUGCAAGGAUCAAUCACUCCCUUGCAAGGAUUAUAAAUUCCUAUGUAAAAUGCUUGUCAAACAUAAAAUAAAACUACUCUUGAACAUGGUGCCCGGAAAGCAACACUUUGGAGUAUAUAGAUUUCUCCCUUUCUUUUUUAUCCUUGGAGGUGCUAUGGAAUGGUUUAUGAUCAGAGUCCGAAUUGGGAAAGAGACUUUUUAUGACGUUUACCGUAGAAAAAGGUCUGAGAGACAGCAUGAGCAGAAUUUAGAAGGAAGAUGAAUUUGACGCUGAAUAAUUUAAAUGAAGUGAAAUUUGAACUUUUAAAUCCUACUUGCCUUUCACAUCUAAAUUAAGAAAAUUACAAGUAUUCAGACUGAACAAUGACUGUUUUGAGUCCUAUGAAGUUUUUGCUACCCAGGUUGCUGGAAGAUGCUGCUGUAGCUGUCUUACUGUAGUCACAGCUACCCAGGAACUGAACAGUAAAGACUGGUUACAAUGCUUGUAUUCUAUUUCAGAAGCUGUAAUUAAUUGUACAUUAAAAACCUUUCAUCAUUGGUUUAUUGAUUAAUCAUCUGUUUUUAUAAACACUUCCACAAAUACA
This is a messenger RNA of Lacerta agilis (Sand lizard), 815 nucleotides long. It is a transcript of the gene SMIM4, whose product is annotated as small integral membrane protein 4. The record is from RefSeq and is a predicted model, not a curated record. The transcript has 4 exons. Bases 281 to 493 code for a protein of 70 amino acids. NCBI's taxonomy places the organism in Eukaryota, Metazoa, Chordata, Lepidosauria, Squamata, Lacertidae.